CCUCCCCCCACCCCCACCCCCGCCCCUCCCCCUCCCACCAUCGACCCCUCCCCCCUCAAACCCCCUCCCCCACUCCCGGAAGCCACGCCCACCCUGGUGACAUCAUCAAUGACGUCAUCAAUGACGUCACCGCGCAAGAAGGGCGCGCCGCACGUCUGCGGCCUGUGCGCCAAGGAGUUCAAGAACGGCUACAACCUGCGGCGUCACCAGGCCACGCACGGUGACACCGCGACGGCGACAACACCCAAACGCGGCCACCACCCCCGCCCCUCCCCCACCUCACCCCUCCCCCACCCAAACCCAAUGGAAGGAGGAGGAGACAACGAGGAAUCGGCGCCGAAACGCGUCGCGGCACGGAAGAGUCACGCGUGUGACACGUGUGGGAAGGCGUUCCGCGACGUGUACCACCUGAAGCGGCACCGGCUGUCGCACACGGACGAGCGGCCGUUCCAGUGCCCCGUGUGCCAGCAGCGCUUCAAGCGCAAGGACAGGAUGGCGGCGCACGUGCGCUCCCACCAGGGACACGUGCACAAGCCCUACGCCUGCGGGCACUGCGGGAAGAGCUUCUCCAGGCCGGACCACCUCAACAGCCAUGUCCGGCAGGUUCACUCCACCGAGCGGCCCUUCAAGUGCCAGCGGUGCGAGGCGGCGUUCGCCACGCGGGACCGGCUGCGGGCGCACGCGGCGCGGCACCAGGACAAGUCCCCGUGUCCCGUCUGCGGGAAACUGCUCAGCCCCGCCCACCUCGGGGAGCACCUGCGCGGCCACGGACACGCCCCCAGGACAGGUUCCGGCUGCCCCUCCCCCUCCCCCGGCCCCGCCCCCGCCCCUCCCCCACCCCUGGACGGGGCCCCCGGGGGCAGCCAGGGCUGGUGAGGCCACGCCCACCCACAGGCCACGCCCCCUUUGCAAACCCCGCCCCCUCCCUAAGCCACGCCCCCUCCUUUCACAAGCCCCGCCCCCAAUGGGGAGGAACCAAUAAAAAUCCGAUCUCUGAAAA
Molecule: messenger RNA, 1000 nt
Organism: Taeniopygia guttata (zebra finch)
Lineage: Eukaryota; Metazoa; Chordata; Aves; Passeriformes; Estrildidae
Source: RefSeq, a predicted model, not a curated record